AUGCAACAUGCAUCACUUGAACCAUUUAUUAUCGCUGAUAAAUAUUACAAUGAACUAGCUAAUUUUACACAGAAAAAUGAUAGGCCAGUAACUUAUUUGUGUGUAAUUGACAAAGAAAAGUUGGAUCUCGCUGAACAAAGAGUAAAUAUCCUUGAACAAAAAGCUCUAUAUGGUACUCUUCAUGGGAUGUAUAAGAAAGCUAUACAAAAAACUUUACAAUUGAAGUCAAGUUCAAGCUGUCUAAUUAAGGUAUUGCAAGAAUUUACUAAUGAGGAUGACGAGAAUGAUGAUGAAUUGUCUAGUGAAGUGAAGAUUUUACAAGUGAUAAAGAAAACACUGCUCUUGAACCGUGUUAACUGCAAAAUCCUAAAAGAAAGUGGGGCAGAGGAAGACCAGCUGGCACAAAACGAAUUAAAGCAUCGUAUAAAACAAAUAAUGAUAAGGGAAAACAGCAACGACGUUAUAAAAAAUGUGGGAAUUAUGGUCAUUAUCAAAAAAACUGUAAUGUUUAAAAUUCUUUGUUUUAUAAUUUAA
This is a messenger RNA of Racocetra fulgida, 534 nucleotides long. Lineage: Eukaryota; Fungi; Glomeromycota; Glomeromycetes; Diversisporales; Gigasporaceae. The record is from the annotation of a GenBank genome assembly.